Messenger RNA from Maylandia zebra (zebra mbuna), 534 nucleotides. NCBI's taxonomy places the organism in Eukaryota, Metazoa, Chordata, Actinopteri, Cichliformes, Cichlidae. The record is from RefSeq and is a predicted model, not a curated record.
AGUAAUACCAGCCGGCAGGUGUGGCAAGGCAUCCAGCACCUAACCAACUAUAAGAUCAAUCUCGGAGCUGCGGACGGUGACCUGGAGCUGGCAGAGGAGCUGAAUAUCUUCUUUGCCCGCUUUGAGACCAGGGUACCGGAGGGAGCACAUCCAGUGUUGGGGUGCCUGGUUAUGAUCCUCUCACUCAUCCAGCCUAUCGGGGCCUUGCUGCGCUGCGGACCACAACAUCACCUGAGGUAUCUGUUCAACUGGACACAUUUUUUAAAUGCGGUGGUAAUAAAAUCUAUAGCUGUGGCAGCCAUAUUUACAGGCCUGGACAGGAUUGACAGUGAUGAUGGGUGGCUAUUGAAAGUGAUGGGUGGCUUCUUUGCCUGGGAAGUUCUCUUCAUCAUCAUUUUGGAGGUCCAUGAUUGGGUAGUUAAACACAGAGAUGAUACUGCUGAUCAAAUGGAAUCAGCAUUGGUCAAAGGUGACAGUUGCCUGAUCGCUGUGUACCUUCUGGAAACCUUUGCUUUUUGGUGGCACUUUUGUUGA